UCAUAAGCAAAUGAGGGAAGUGUUUGAAGAAAACUUGAAAGAUGAAGGUUUAGAACUGGAAUAUGAUACUGAGUUGUGAUUUAUGGUUGGGAAAGAAGAUCAUUCAGGUACGAGCAACCUCAUAAAGAAAUACCUAGGGAUGCUUUUUGGUUGGAAAAGGUAGUCUUUCAAGUAAGAGAGAAAUCUUAUUAAACAAAGAAAUUAUUUGAUCUACGCUGUAUAUGGUGCUUUCUAGUUGAAAAAGGACAUAUUUCAAGUAAGACAGAACAAUUUUCUACAUAAGGAGUAUGAAUGAUGCAUAAUGUAGUUGCUGAUUACAUUCUCAAAAUUAUUGGAUAAAAGUUCUUUUGGAGGUAGUUUAAUGUGUUCAACUUAUUAUGAAUUGAUUUAAUUUCACUGUCGAAAAAUCUUCUGUGAUGCUGUUUGUGAGCUUUUAAACCAUAGUUGCUUGUCUAAAAUUAAAAAAUUGGGAUAAAGUUUAAAUUUUCUACUUCUCAAGAGCACAAGAUGAGAAUGUCUUCAGAAUCAAAUAAUUGUUACUCAUUCACAAGUUAAAACUGUCUAUCAACAGCAAUUUGUUUGCAGUACCAUUCUUACCUUAACUGUCAUUUUAAUUCUGUAGGAAGCAGAUCAGUAGUGUGCCUUGAAAUAUAAAAUUAAAGCUUCCUUGGAGUUAAUGUAAUAAAAUACAAAUGUAUGUACAUUUUUGUAGAAACUUUUUUCUGCAUUAACAAAACUGAAAGUUAGAAAAUUUAGAAGCUACAUUAACCUUUGUUACCUUUGAAUAGUCUGUCACUGAUGUCAACUGUGUGAAAGUCCAUGCUCCUUGGGAAGUUCUUACCAGAUAUGCUGAAAUAAUGAAGUUAAAAAUGCCAAUGAAAGAGUUCCUAAUGGACAACAUGGUGACUGGUGUGGUGCACAAUUUCUUGGAUUUUGAACCUGUACCAGAUUUUCAGAAAUCUAAAUAUUCUGUCCAAAGAUUUAUGCAAAAUAUCAAUAUAUUUAGCCAGUCAGUUUCUGACUUUUUUAAUAUUCAAAUAUCAGAGGACCAUCAGUUUACAGCUGAAUACUCUAGAGAUAAAGAAUAUUUAUUUGAUAUUCCAGAGAAAAAAGAGGACUUUUUUAACCCAGGACUGCGUGCUCAAGUUGUGGAUUUUAUUUUAAAGCGAAAGAGAUUCAGCAAGGAUCCAUCUCAAGCUUUUGCAUUUGGAAUAAAUAACCUUAUUAAUGAUGGAGUAUAUAAAGCAGCCUAUCCAUUGCAUGAGGGAGGAUAUGAUUCUGCAGAUGAACAUUCUCCUCGUGGACAGCUACUAAAAAAUUGGGCUACAAUAUGGUCAGUAUGGAAGUAUCAGCCUCUUGAUCAUAUCAAAGAAUAUUUUGGAGUGAAGAUAGGUCUUUAUUUUGCCUGGUUAGGUUUCUACACUUGCAUGUUGAUUCCUGCUUCUAUAGUAGGAGUACUAUGUUUUCUGUAUGGUUGCUUUACAUUAUUGGGUGACAGUCCAAGCGAUGAUGUAUGUGAAGUUUACAAAGAUACUCUGAUGUGUCCACAGUGCGACGUAGAGACGUACAAUUACUGGAAGCUUGGAGAAGCAUGUGUUUAUGCCAAAAUGACUCAUUUUUUUGAUAAUGGUGCUACUGUUUUUUUUGCUGUUUUUAUGUCUUUAUGGGGUGUCACAUUUCUUGAAUUAUGGAAGAGAUAUUCUGCAAAAAUUGCCCAUCGCUGGGACAUGACAAGUUUUGAUGCAACGGAGGAACAUCCAAGACCUGAGUAUUUAGCACAGCUUCCAAUUGUAAAAAAGAAAUUAAAUUUUAUUACAAGGAUCUAUGAACCACAUGUUUCAUUUUGGAAAAAGCGAGUACCGUUUGCCAUUUUUUCCUGUUCUGUGGUUAUAUUGUUAGUUACAGUAGCUCUUGGAGCUGUAGUUGGUGUAAUCCUUUACAGGCUUUCUAUUAAAGCUGUAUUAAGCAUUAGUGGCAACAAAAAUCUGACAAGUAUGGCAUCCGUAAUUAUUUCUACCACAGCAGCUGUUUUAAAUCUUUUUUGUAUUGUGAUUUUUGAUAAGGUAUAUCAAAGGAUUGCCAACUACUUGACUGAAUUAGAAAUGCACAGAACCCAGACAGAAUAUGAAAACAGCUUAACCUUGAAGAUGUUUCUACUUCAGUUUGUUAACUACUAUUCAUCCAUUUUUUACAUAGCAUUUUUCAAGGGAAGGUUCGGAGGACAUCCUGGACAUUACUCUCUGUUGUUUGGAUAUUGUCAAGAAGAAUGUGGCACAGGAGGCUGCUUGUUAGAGCUUUCUAUGCAGUUGGCCAUUAUUAUGGUUGGAAAGCAGGCUAUUAAUGCUGUUUUUGAAAUGGGAGUACCGUGGCUGUUAUGGUUUAGUAAAAUGUGGCAUUUGCACAAAAAAGAGAAACAUAAGAGUGGAAAACACAUUAUUGCCCAAUGGGAAAGUGACUAUAGUUUAUCAGAAUGGGGAUCAAAUGGGCUUUUCUUUGAGUAUCUGGAAAUGGUUUUACAGUUUGGAUUUGUCACAAUUUUUGUAGCAGCUUUCCCACUUGCUCCUCUUUUUGCUCUACUAAACAAUCUUUUUGAGAUAAGGCUUGAUGCCAGAAAGUUUAUUACUUCUUUUCGACGGCCAGUGCCACAGAGAGUUAAAAGUAUUGGUGAGUAAACAGAAAAAACAUUUUCUAUUUGAAAAU
This is a messenger RNA of Limulus polyphemus (Atlantic horseshoe crab), 2700 nucleotides long. RefSeq names its product anoctamin-1-like. Gene Ontology annotation, biological process: chloride transmembrane transport. The coding region runs from base 858 to 2672 and encodes 604 amino acids. The transcript has 19 exons. NCBI's taxonomy places the organism in Eukaryota, Metazoa, Arthropoda, Merostomata, Xiphosura, Limulidae. Gene Ontology annotation, molecular function: chloride channel activity; protein dimerization activity. The record is from RefSeq and is a predicted model, not a curated record. Gene Ontology annotation, cellular component: plasma membrane.